AUGUCCAAGAUCCCCACCGUCGACGGCAUUCCCAUCCCCAACAUCAACCUCAUCGGCACACCGGCCCAGACACCCCAACCGACCGAGGAGGACAAAAAACCGUUAGAAACCGCCAAAGAUGCCGUUGGAUCGCCCCCGUCCCGCACCUGGCUCAAAAUAUCGGCUAAUUGGUGGAGGUCGCUGCAGUACAUUGGCAUGUCACUGCACUUCCUGGCCAACCCGAAGCCUCCAAGCCCGGCCUUUACACAUACCAUUCCCUCUACCAUCUCCGACAAGAAGGGCAACUUGACCCUUCAUUUUUACACCCCUGAAGGGUAUGACAAGCGAAAAAAGACCAACCAGCUCUUCCCCGCCGUUAUCAAUUUCCACGGCGGAGGCUUCACCAUCGGCGCCCCCACCGACGACGCCCGCUUCGCCCGCUUUGUCCUCGAAGAAUGCAAGGCUGUCUAUGUAUCAGUCGAGUAUCGUCUCAGCCCAGAGUACCCCUUCCCGGUAGCAGUCCAAGACGGCGCCGACGCCCUUCUCUACCUCAUCCGUCACGGCCCAGAGCUAUACAUUGACCCUCACAAGCUCGCCACAUCUGGCUUCUCGGCCGGUGGAAACAUCGCCAUAACAUCUACCAUUUGCUUGUCUGAGCACCUCAAGACUCUGUCCGCGCCAGUCCCGCCGCAUAACAUCCGCGCCAUCGCGACCUGGUACCCCAUCUGCGAUUACACCGAGUCCCGCGAGGUCAAGCGCGCGAGAUGUGUGCGGCCGGACCAAACCCUUCCUGCGAACCUCACGUCGCUGUUUGACGCCUCGUAUCUCUACCCUUCUGGAGUUAGCCUCGCCAGUCCGAUAUUAUCGCCUACCAAGGCUUCCGACACACUGUUGAAGGAGGCGAUUCCCGAAACGGUUAUUUUCUACACGUGCGAGUGGGAUAUGCUCCAGUAUGAAGGGGAGGAAUUGGCCAAGAGACUGGGGAGAGCGCCGAUAAACAAGACGGUCAAGCACAAGAUGAUCCCUGGGGUGCCGCAUGCGUGGGAUAAAUCGCCUGACCCGACCAAGCCGGCGGCGGGCUCGGAGGAAUUGUACAAGGAGUGCUGUGUGUAUCUGAAGGAGGUGUUCAAGGGGAACUGA
Podospora anserina S mat+ is the source of this 1119-nucleotide messenger RNA. RefSeq lists its product as uncharacterized. NCBI's taxonomy places the organism in Eukaryota, Fungi, Ascomycota, Sordariomycetes, Sordariales, Podosporaceae. Gene Ontology annotation, molecular function: hydrolase activity. The record is from RefSeq and is a predicted model, not a curated record. The coding region runs from base 1 to 1119 and encodes 372 amino acids. The transcript has a single exon.